AUGUCAAAGGGAAAGGUAACUUUCGGUCAUUUCUGGGUUCGGAGCACGACUGGCUGCUUUUGUGUACAGCUGCUGCGGGAGGUGAAACAGUGGGCCAAAUUCUUUCAUCCUACGCCCGUGGGACCUUUGAAAAACUGUGUGGGUCCGUUCCUGUUUCAGGAUAAAGGUCCGUUUGCGGUCGAUAAACCAAAAGCUGCUUUUCAGUUCCCUUCUACAGACACACACUCUUCUUGACUGCAGGAUGGGCGCCCAAUCCGAUUCAACCCUCCAGUUGAUCCUCCUCUUUCCAAUCCGCCUUCUGAUCUGGCUGUACUCCCUCAUUUCCUUCUUACCCUGGUACUUCAUCACCAGAGCUGGCCAAAAGCAAUCACAGUCCAUGAGAAUGAAGGCCCGUUCUACUACAGGGUCCGCAGAGGGACCAUACCGCUCUGUGGACCACUUUGAUUCCCUGGCCACUGAAGACUUCCUGGGGAAGGACACCCUGGAUAAGCUAUUCAAGCAUGCAGUGCAGCGCUUUGGACCAGCUGACUGUCUCGGCACCCGAGAGGUGCUGAGCAAUGAGAACGAGGUUCAGCCCAAUGGCAAAGUGUUUAAAAAGCUGAUCCUGGGAGAGUACAGGUGGCUGUCCUACAAUGAACUGGACUCUGUAGUGAGUGAGUUUGGCAGCGGACUGGCAGCUCUGGGACAGCAGCCCAAAAGCACCAUCGCCAUUUUCUGUGAAACCAGAGCGGAGUGGAUGAUAACUGCUCAGGCAUGCUUCAGGCACAACUUCCCAUUGGUGACAUUCUAUGCUACACUGGGAGAGGAGGCGAUUGCAUAUGGGCUGAACGAAACCGGUGUCACUCAUUUGGUGACCAGCAUGGAGCUGCUGGAAACCAAACUGAAAAAAGUACUACCACAGAUCUCCAAACUGAAGCACGUCAUCUACGUGGACCAGAAGAAAGUGAACACAGAAGGCUACCCAGCGGGACUUUCCAUCCACAGCAUGCAGGCCGUACAGGAGCUGGGCGUCCUGCCGGAGAACAUGGAAAGGGAAACUGUGACGCCCCAGCCCUCUGAUCUGGCUGUGGUGAUGUACACCAGUGGUUCUACAGGCAGACCCAAAGGAGUUAUGAUAGUUCACAGCAACCUGAUUGCAGGGAUGACAGGCCAGUGCGAACGCAUCCCUGGACUUGGGCCCGACGACACUUACAUCGCCUAUCUGCCCCUGGCUCAUGUUCUGGAAAUGACAGCGGAAAUCUCUUGUGUAACAUAUGGCUGCCGGAUCGGUUACUCAUCCCCUCAGACUCUGUCCGAUCAGUCCACUAGAAUAAAGAAGGGAAGUAAAGGAGACUGCUCUGUGCUCAGGCCCACUUUGAUGGCAGCUGUGCCGGAAAUCAUGGAUCGCAUCAACAGGAAUGUGAUGAGCAAAGUGCAGGAAAUGAGCUACAUUCAGAGGACACUGUUUACUCUGGGCUACAAGUAUAAACUGGAGCAGGUCAAGAGAGGCUAUGACGCACCUCUUUGCAACAUGUUGUUGUUCCGGAAGGUGAAGAAACUGCUGGGUGGGCGAAUACGGAUGAUGUUGUCUGGUGGAGCUCCUCUGUCCUCAGCCACCCAGAGGUUUAUGAACGUGUGCUUCUGUUGUCCGGUGGGCCAGGGCUACGGCCUCACCGAAACCUGUGGAGCCGGCACCAUCACAGAAGUUGCAGAUUUCAGCACCGGCCGUGUUGGAGCUCCUCUGAUUUGCUGUGAGGUCAGACUCAGAGACUGGGUUGAAGGUGGCUACACCAGCAAAGAUGAGCCAAAUCCGAGAGGAGAGAUCCUGAUUGGUGGGCCCAAUGUAACCAUGGGUUACUUUAGGCAUGAUGGCAACGAUCAAGACUUUUUUGUGGAUGAGAAAGAUCAGAGGUGGUUCUGCACUGGAGACAUAGGAGAGGUUUACGCCGAUGGCUGUCUGCAGAUUGUAGAUCGCAAAAAAGAUUUGGUAAAACUGCAGGCUGGGGAGUACGUGUCUCUUGGUAAAGUGGAAUCGGCUCUGAAAAACUGUUCUCUCAUCGACAACAUCUGCGCGUAUGCAAACAGUGACCAGAACCACGUGAUCAGCUUUGUGGUUCCUAACCAGAAAAGGUUGGCUGAGCUGGCCAAGCAGAGAGGCAUCGAUGGAAAAUGGGAGGAAAUCUGCAAUCAUCCUGAAAUGGAAAAAGAAGUUCUGAAGGAGAUCACGGAGGUCGCAGCGAAAAUUAAACUCCAGCGAUUUGAAGUUCCACUGAUGGUGCGUCUAAGUCCUGAGCCCUGGACCCCAGAAACUGGUCUCGUCACAGAUGCGUUCAAGCUGAAGAGGAAAGAACUGAAGAACUACUAUCUCAACGAUAUAGAAAGAAUGUACGGAAGAAAAUAGUGCUGUUUAGAAUAUUACAAUAAUCAUCACAGUUUGUUUCUGUAAAUGGUUAGCCUAGCCUAGCCUUGACAAACAAAUGCACAAAGGGAAAAGAGUCUGGCACUUGAGUUCACUUAUAGAUUUUCAGCAAACCACCAGCCCAAAAAACUCUUACAGAUUUGCUACAGCAGGCUACCAUAAAAUUUCCGUCCAACGAUUUCUGACACGUUAGGAGAUUCAAGGUUUUUCCACAUCUUGGUUGUUUACCAAAGUGCCUGAAAGGCAAUGUUCUGUACACUUCUAAUUGAACCAGAACACAUUAAAUUAACUUGUGAUUGGUCAGAGUCUGGCCACAUUGAAAUAUAUAUAUAAAUACAGUAUAUGUGUAUUUUGUUUUUGCGGGGGUAUAGGAAGAGACUAGUGUUCUGGAGUAGGGGAACACUCCCAGUAUGGUUUGAUUUUCUAGUUGGUAGACGACAACCCUGGUACCCAGUCAAACUGUUUGUGCACCAGGAUUCAAGAAUAAUCUGUACAUAGUUGUUGCUGUUGAUCCAUAUGUGCUGCUUAUAUUUAUACGUGUAGGAUUUAUGAUCAUCUGAGAGAUGCACUAAAGUAGCGGGUCUUAUUUCAUCAAAAAGGUCAAAGACUUUCACAGCACUCUACUGCCAUCUGCUUAAAUCUGUCUCCACCUGGGUUCUAGGUGAUUAAAAAUACCACUGCUGCCCAAAUGUUGCUGAUUUAUUGCUGAGACUUCCAGCACAAAUAUUAACAAUGGUCACCGAAGAGGCUUGGAGUGGGUUAUAGUGGAACCAGAGCAUUGCUGCUACUAUGCCUUCAGGCUGCAGUACUGGUGUGGUAGAGCAGUAGGAAGAGCCAAAUAUAGAGAAAUGUAAAAAAAAAAAAGACUUUACUGCCGUGUAAUGUUUACAUAUUUAUUGAAAAAUAUGCCCACUUACAAACAGACACUGAUGAUUGAUUAAAAGUGAUCGUGUCUGUUUAUUCUUUUUUUUGUUUUUUUGUUUUUGUUAAACUACUGUUGCUUUUUUUAUUUUAAGAGCAAAAUAUGUAAAAGUAACUCAGGAAGACAAGUAAAUGUAUUAAAAUAUGAAAUUGUCAAAGGAAUGGUUUUGCUUCUAAAGAAACAUAAAAUGACAAGACUCUUGUAGGCACCUUAUUUAUUUAAGAGCUAGCAUGCUUAACCCCUAAAAACUCUUCCUAGCAAUAGUCACAGCUGGCAUACUGUAACACUGUGCGUAUCUUAAAUCUGCUAACUGCUCAAUAUACAAAUUUGGUAUCUGAACUCUUACUUUAUCAUCUUUGGAGUGUUUUCUACGUAUUUUUCCCAAGUAUUGUUGUAUUGAUGGGUUUUCAUUGUUGGCAACCACUUUUAAGAUGUCUAGUGAGCCAAUUUGUAUUUGUUACUCCCAUCAUGACCACAUGGCUUGUUGAACAUUUCAGAAAUAAACAUGUUUUUCGUA
This is a messenger RNA of Girardinichthys multiradiatus, 3837 nucleotides long. It is a transcript of the gene acsl4a, whose product is annotated as acyl-CoA synthetase long chain family member 4a. The record is from RefSeq and is a predicted model, not a curated record. The transcript has 15 exons. Gene Ontology annotation, molecular function: arachidonate-CoA ligase activity. Bases 242 to 2380 code for a protein of 712 amino acids. Gene Ontology annotation, biological process: long-chain fatty-acyl-CoA metabolic process; neuron differentiation; long-chain fatty acid metabolic process. Lineage: Eukaryota; Metazoa; Chordata; Actinopteri; Cyprinodontiformes; Goodeidae. Gene Ontology annotation, cellular component: endoplasmic reticulum; plasma membrane; lipid droplet.